Messenger RNA from Schizophyllum commune H4-8, 350 nucleotides. RefSeq lists its product as uncharacterized. The transcript has a single exon. The record is from RefSeq and is a predicted model, not a curated record. Lineage: Eukaryota; Fungi; Basidiomycota; Agaricomycetes; Agaricales; Schizophyllaceae. Bases 5 to 220 code for a protein of 71 amino acids.
GGACAUGCAUGCCCUCGCUCUCUUCGACCUCUCUGACCGCGUCGCACUCGUAACCGGCGGCGGCACGGGCGUUGGCCUCAUGAUAGCUCGAGGUCUGGCCGCGAACGGCGCCAAGGUGUAUAUCGGCGGACGUAGAGAGGAUGUCUUGGCAGCGAGCGCGGUGGAAUACAAGUGGCAGGGCAAAAUCAUUCCGUACGUGCUCUCCAACCUCCCAUCAUAAUCUACCGUACCCUUUCAAUGUCAAUCGGUCUAUCAUGAGCUGACCUCUAACCAGCCUCCCCAUGGACGUCACCGACAAAGGGGAAAUUCUUACCGCAAAAAAGCACAUCGCCCGCACCGACGGCUACCUC